AUGAACCCAAACGCCCCUCGCGGCGCCCCGAACGAAGUUCGCGCCCUCCACCUCGCGAUCAACGUCAUGGCGCAUUGCCACAGCAGCGCGACGGUGGAGAUCGGGCACACCCGCGUGAUCGCCAUCGUGCGGCCGCCGAAGCAGCUCACGCAGGAAUACCGCGGAACGCGAGGGCGGGUUUCCUGCCAGGUCCACGCCGCCCCGCGCGGACUCGAGGCCGCCACCUCAGGCCUCCUCAGCUCUCCGAACGAGAGCGGCCCCGCCUGUAAGGAUCUCGCGCUCGCCUUGGAAGGGGUGGCGGAGCAGGCGGUGAUGCUGGAAAGCGUUCCCCAACUCCUCAUCGAGGUCGUGAUGGAGAUCGCCCGCGACGAGGGAGGGGUGUGGGAUGCCGCGACGACCGCGAUGUCGGUUGCCCUCGCCGUAGGGGGGUUUGAGAUGCGCAGUUUAUUCACCGCCUGCAGCGCCGGGCUGCUCGAGGAUGGAUCGCUUAUGACGGACCUCGACGCCGCGGAGGAGCAGCGGGCGCUCGCCCUGACGAAGGUCUGCGUGGCUCUCGGAACGGGGGAUAUCUACCUGAUGCAGCACCGCGGUUGCUGUGAGGUGAGCACGCUCGCCCAGUUAUCGCAGUCCGCCAUCGACGGUGCCUUCGCACGCAAGGCGGCCAUCGUGCAACAGGUAAAGGAAAUGUGCGGUUAUACCACGCACUAA
Phytomonas sp. EM1 is the source of this 708-nucleotide messenger RNA. The record is from the annotation of a GenBank genome assembly. Lineage: Eukaryota; Euglenozoa; Kinetoplastea; Trypanosomatida; Trypanosomatidae.